Messenger RNA from Fimicolochytrium jonesii, 1069 nucleotides. Its product is annotated as Cilia/flagella-associated protein 20/WDR90/C3orf67. The transcript is spliced from 3 exons. The coding region runs from base 314 to 889 and encodes 191 amino acids. Gene Ontology annotation, cellular component: motile cilium; ciliary basal body. The record is from RefSeq and is a predicted model, not a curated record. Gene Ontology annotation, biological process: positive regulation of cell motility; regulation of cilium beat frequency involved in ciliary motility; cilium assembly. Lineage: Eukaryota; Fungi; Chytridiomycota; Chytridiomycetes; Spizellomycetales; Powellomycetaceae.
CUCAAAACGACAACUAGACCCCAACUCACUCCCCAUCUUCCCGCAUUCCCCUACACCUCACAUCCCCACACACCUCACCCCAGCACUAGCACAACUACGCAGCGGUGUCGUUCACACCGAAACCGCCCACCAGGGUCCAUCCAUCACUAUCCCUUCAUUCGAUUCAAUCACGUCAACGCAUCGUUUGCAAUCUGCACACCUGGAAUAGUCGGAACAGGGAUAGAUUGUAUUUCGCGGAGUGUUUUUCCUCCCGUACGAAAUUUUGAUUGGGGAGUGAAAGACGGCUGCUUAGCUGUCGGAUAGAAGAGCAAGGAUGUUUCGUAAUACGUUCCAGUCCGGCUUCCUCUCCAUCCUCUACAGCAUCGGCUCCAAGCCGCUCCAAAUAUGGGACAAGAAGGUGCGCAACGGGCACAUCAAACGCAUCACGGACAACGACAUCCAGUCCUCGGUGCUCGAGAUCAUCGGCACCAACGUCUCCACCAACUUCAUCACGUGCCCCGCGCAGCAGAACCGCACGCUGGGGAUCAAGCUACCGUUCCUGGUGAUGAUCAUCAAGAACCUGAAGAAGUAUUUCACGUUCGAGGUCCAGGUGUUGGACGAUAAGAAUGUGCGGAGGCGGUUUAGGGCUAGUAAUUAUCAGUCAACAACCCGCGUAAAACCGUUCAUCUGCACCAUGCCCAUGCGGCUCGACGACGGGUGGAAUCAGAUCCAGUUCAAUCUUUCGGACUUUACCCGCCGUGCGUACGGGACAAACUACAUCGAGACCCUGCGCGUGCAGAUCCACGCCAACUGCCGCAUCCGCCGCAUUUACUUCUCCGACAGGCUGUACUCGGAGGAGGAACUGCCGCCGGAGUUCAAGCUGUUUUUGCCGAUUCAGAAGGGUGGUUAGAUUAUGAGGCUCGUGUGGGGUGGGUGGGUGGUGGAGGGCUAUACAUUUUUGGGAAACUAUAAACGUCUGUGAAGCAUGUGAAUACAGUGUGUGGGGGAUUGGUGAAUGGGUACGAGAAGAGUGCGAGGGGGGGUUGAGUGGUUGGACAUGACAUGUGUUUCAUUCAAAAAACAGUAAACA